ACAUGGAUGGCGAUACACACGGCCUUGUUUAUAAUGGCAACGUCAUAAAGCCUGCAGAGGCAGUAAGUGCGCCGGAGGUUACCUUCGAUGGAACGAUUGAUCCAAUAACAGGAAAGAAAUCUGAAGGUGAUUUUUUCUGGACGCUUGUUGCCUCUAACCCAGAUGCACACUUUUCCGACAGUUCAUCUGAAUAUGUACACUGGUUUAUAUCGAAUAUUCCAAAUGGUGACGUUAAGAAGGGUGAAGUGCUCGUAGACUACUUACCACCUUUUCCACCAAAGGGCGUGGGCUAUCAACGUAUGAUCUUUGUGCUGUACAAACAAAACGGCAAAUUAGAUUUCAGCAAAUACAAGCUGCCUACGAGCGACAAGUAUAAUUUGGAGAAGCGUACAUUUAAAACACUUGAUUUCUAUCGCGAACAGCAGGAUAAUAUUACACCAGCUGGAUUGGCAUUUUUCCAAAGCGAUUGGGAUAGCUCACUUACAAAGUUCUACCACAAUGCUUUGAAUAUGAAGGAGCCGAUAUUCGAAUAUGAUUUCCCCAAGCCAUACCUGGCUGAUCAGAAAUUCUUCCCUCUUAAGCAGGCGUUUAAUUUGUAUCUGGAUCGCCACCGAGACCCUAAGGAAGUUAACAAGGAAUACCUAGAACGCAAAUUAGCGAAAACGCAUCCUUUUGAAGGUCCCGAAAAACCGUUGCGUUUUCCAAAUGCACAUCCAAUACGUGGUGUGCCUUCAUGGUUAAAGACAGAAAUACGCAAACGUCGACUGGGCAUCGGUCGCAUUAAUGAUUACAAAUAAGCGAUGUAAUUCUAAAUUUGGCGGUGUGUUUUACAGUUUAGAAAAAAUAUAGUAAACGUUA
Rhagoletis zephyria (snowberry fruit fly) is the source of this 858-nucleotide messenger RNA. Its product is annotated as 39S ribosomal protein L38, mitochondrial-like. The record is from RefSeq and is a predicted model, not a curated record. Gene Ontology annotation, cellular component: mitochondrial large ribosomal subunit. Lineage: Eukaryota; Metazoa; Arthropoda; Insecta; Diptera; Tephritidae.